UGCAGAAGUGUGAAUGGCCUGCGCUGGGCUCUGCGAGUGGCCAGGAGAGUGCUCAUGGGUGGGGGAUUUGUAAUUCAUUAAUCAGCACGAGGCACCGGACCAGUUUCAACACCAGAGGCUUCAGGGGUGACUCAGCGGGACCGUUCGGAGUCAAGGCGAUGGACAGACCAAGAGUCCCCACUUGUGAAAUGCUUCCCCAUGAAGCCAUUUGGCUUUCUCCUGCCUUUGGGGUUUGGGUUGUGGGUUUUUUCCGGUGCUGGGGUAGGGGUGGUUUGGCUGUGGUGUGCUCUCCCUCCUUCCUUCCCUUAGGCCUGGGUUGGGGCUUGCCAGGCGGGAUCUCUAGGGGACGCAUAAGCCUGGACCCUCCCUGGAGGGUCUCCCUUCCUCCCCAUACAGAGGGCUGCCAAGGAGCGCGCAGAGGAAACAGCUCUCAUCUGGGGGCGUGUAGACAUCCCCACUCUGUGACUUUUCUUGGGGGACGGUCAUUUGGUCUCCAAGGCUUGAGUGCUCUAGAAGCAGAUCGCCAAUUAAAUCACUUGGCAUUUCCCGAGCCCCUGCUGGAUGCCAGGUCCUGUGAAGGAGAGAGAGACAAGGAAAACCCACCCUGCCUUCAAGAAUUUCAGUCUUGUGACAAGGGACACUCAAACUGAGAUCAGAGGAUGGUGUGGUGCUAAAUGAAUGAAUUACUGGGCUCUGAGGAUUCUACGAUUUCAAACCUAGCCAGUUGAGUGAGAAGUGGUGGUUGAACGGGAGAAAUUUCCAGACAGGAGGCCACCUCUACUGUGGGGUAUGGAGAAGACUGUAAGAAUGUGAGGUCUGAAAGGAUCUUGAGAGAGCAUCUCAUCCAACCCCCUCAUUUUAUCAAGGAGGAAACAGGCCCAGAGAAGGGUGUCGGCUUGCUUGAGGCUGUCUGUAGCAGGGCUGGAGUCGCAAGUUCCUUGUCCCUGCUGUGCGUCCUCCCUUCUGGACCUGAAAGGCCUCUGGGUUAUGCCAACCACAAGCCUGGAGAAGCUGCUUGGUCUCUGAUUGGAGAGCUCCCUUCCGGCCCCACAGCCUGGGGGAAGCAGGCCUGCCAAUUCCAGCUCCUCUCCAGAGCUGUGGCUAGGAAGCUCUGGCAUCCACCUCCUGUUCCAGCUGGGCUGCCCAGGCAGUGGCUGUGGGGAAGCAGUGGAGAAGCCGUGAAGGCUCUGCUGAUUUUCACUGGAAUAAAAAGAGAGGGGGCGAGAUCCAGAGAGAAGGAGGAAAGUAAGGAAGAGAAUAACGAAUGCUAGGUUUGUUGGAGCGGGGGGUUUUUUGGACAGAACGUUGGGGGACGACUAUUGUCCACGGAAGGGUUGGACUGUGGGCAGAGGUUGGAAGUUUUGUUUCUUUCAUCACAGCACCGUGCUGUGCUACAAGGGAACCAGAGGCAACUCAGCUUCACUUGGCUCACACAUCUAUCCGCUGAAUGCAUACUUACUGAUCACCUGCUGAGGGCCAGGCCCUGUGGGAGGUAGAGGGAUACAGUAACAAAACCGACUAGGUCCCUGCCCUCAUGGGACCGACAUACUAGGGGCAUUAAAGAAGUAGACACAGAUGAAAUAACAUCGAGUGGUGAUAAGUGUUGUGGACAACCUAGAGCAAGGGCUUAGCUACACAAUGGGGGGCGGGGGGGCGCAGAGAAGGCUUAUCUGAGGAGGGGCAACUGAAGCUGAGCCCUAGGAAGAGAAGGCACCAGCACGUAAGAAGGGGGAAGAGCAUUCCAAGUGCUGGGAACAGCUUGUGUGAAGAUCCCAAGAUAGAAAAGGAUGUGGUUGGUUCAGGGAACUGAUGGGGCCAGUGCAGCUGCACAGGAAGGCCAGAGACAGAUGGAGAGAUAGGUGGGGCCAGACCCUUCCUGCAGGUUUGGGGUUAGGGAUUUAUUUAUUAUUAUUAUUUUUAAAAACUUAUUUAUUUGGUUGCAUUGGCUCUUUAUUGGUGCACAUGGGCCUUCUCUAGUUGCAGUGCGUGGGCUUCUCAUUGCGGUGGCUUCUGUUGCGGAGCACGGGCUCUAGGUGCGUGGGCUUCAGUAGUUGCAGCACGUGGGCUCAGUAGUUGUGGUUCACGGGCUCUAGAGCACAGGCUCAGUAGUCGCAGCGCAUGGGCUCAGUUGCUCCAUAGCAUGUGGGAUCUUCCUGGACCAGGGCUCGAACCUGUGUUGCCUGCAUUGGCAGGUGGAUUCUUAACCACUGUGCCAUCAGGGAAGUCCCAGGGUAAGGGAUUUAGAUUUUUUUUUUUACUUGGCCAUGACUUGAGGCUUGUGGGAUCUUAGUUCCCCAACCAGGGAUUGAAUCUGCACCCUAUGAAGUGAAAGCUCAGAGUCCCAACUACUGAACCACCAGAGAAUUCCCAAGUGGUUAGGUUUGAUGGCAAGUGCAGUAGUUGGGAACCACUGCAGGGUCCAAACCACGGAGAGGUGUGACACAACUGACAUUUUAGGAAGGUCACUUUGGUGCUGUAUGGAGAGUGGACUGGAGGAUGCAGGGAACCAUUCAGAAAACUCCCACAGUCAUUCUGGUGAGAGAUGAUGGUGGCCUGAGCUAGCUUGAUGGCCGUGGACAUGGGAGAGGAGGACCAAGUUGCCACCUGCUUGGGAGGCAGCGCUGUCAGGGCUUGCUGAAGGACUGUGGUAUAUAGGGUGUGGGAGAGGAUGGGGUCAUGGAUGACUCCCAGUUCACUGACCUAAAUGCCUGGAUAGAUGUGGUACCAUUUACACCGACCCCCCUAAAGGCAAGAAUAACCUCCCCCAGUGCUCUAGGGAAACCUGGUGAGGGAGGAAAACUGAGGGUAAGGUGAAGAUGAAACAAAGUGGGGUCCAGAAUUGCAGGCCAGGAGCAGGAGGGCAAGGGGCCCACAGACAAAUGUGGCUUCCUUACUGGGGACAGUACCAGAGGGGCAAGGCCAGGUGGGCCCUAAAGGAAUGCAGGGAUGCCCAGGGCCCUUCAAGCAUACUGGGUGCUGCAGGGAGCUAGAGGUCAGGGAGCCCCUCCAGGACUUCCCUUCCACUUCACAAACCUGAGGACCCAGCCCCACGACAAGGGGAAGACCUGCCCCGCUGAUGCAGCCUCUGCUUUGGCACAGUUCCCUGGUCUUUUUCAAGCGGCUACACACUCAUCAGUCUACCCUCAGAAAACGUUUCCAGCGCUUCCCAUCAGUGACCCUCAUCAUUUGGCAGCCCCCACCCCGCCUCUCACAGACCCACUUCCCUCCCAAGGGAGCAAAGCUCCAUGCACCAAUGAAUCUUUAUUUUCGCCUCCCCUGCCAGCCACAUCCUUCUACCCCUUUCCGUCCGGAGAGUCUUCUGUUCUUCAGGCUCUACGAAGGAUCCUCGAAGCCACAGCGAACAGGCACUUCCCCACCCUGGGAUCCUGCCGCAAGGUGCUUUAAUCUCUUCUCAGAGCUGGUGGUUGCUGCUUCCGUCCGUGUCCCCGGCCCGGAUUGGGUGCGACGGUCUGGCUUCGACCCCCGUACCCCCGACAGACGCCCAGGAAAUCCAUACUAAAUUAGCGACUCAAGCGCGUUGGCCCGCACACCUCCGGAUUCCUAGCCCAGCGCUCGCUCCCCCCCACACCUGCUGAGCCCCUCGCGGUAGGGCGCGCAGCCGCGGUGGGCCCGGCUGAGGGCCCCGGCUCCCCGCGGGACGCAGAAGGGCCGAGGGUGGACCUGGACCGCAAGGAGAAGCCAGCUAGGCAGGCGCCCGGCGGCCCGGGUCACGUGACCAGGACCCGCCCCCGGCACGGACUCCGUCACGUGACGGCGCAGCCGGCGAUAGCGUUUUUCUCACGUGACUGAGGUGCCGGCGUGUGGGCCAAUGAGGAGGCGGGGGCGGGGCUGCCGGGGACGGCGCGCGGGAAGGGAACCCGCGGCCUCCACCGCGACAGGGGAGACCCGGAGGGGCCAGCGAGUCGGGGUCCAGACCGGGGUCCGGCGCCGGUCACGGCCCGGUCGCGAGGAGAAGCAUGAAGUGUCUGGUCGCCGGCAGCAACGUGAAAGUGCUCGGCAAGGCCGUCCACUCCCUGUCCCGUAUUGGGGACGAACUCUACCUGGAGCCCCUGGAAGACGGGCUUUCCCUCCGGACUGUGAACUCCUCCCGCUCCGCCUACGCCUGCUUCCUCUUUGCCCGGCUCUUCUUCCAGCAGUACCAGGCGGCCACCCCUGGUCAGCACCCGCUGCGCUGUAAGAUCCUGAUGAAGUCGUUCCUGUCUGUCUUCCGCUCGCUGGCGAUGCUGGAGAAGACCGUGGAGAGAUGCUGCAUCUCCCUGAAUGGCAGGAGCAGCCGCCUGGUAGUUCAGCUGCACUGCAAAUAUGGGGUGAGGAAGACUCACAACCUGUCCUUCCAGGACUGCGAGUCCCUGCAGGCCGUCUUCGAUCCAGGCUUGUGCCCCAAUGUGCUCCGUGCCCCAGCAAGGGUCCUGGGGGAGGCUGUUCUGCCCUUCCCCCCUGCGCUGGCCGAAGUGACGUUGGGGAUUGGCCGAGGCCGCAGAGUCAUUCUGCGUAGCUACCAGGAGGAGGAGGCAGGUGAGGGAGCCAGAUGUGGCCUGGGGCGGGGAGCCAGAGAUGGGCUGGGAGGGGGUGGGGCCCAGGUUCCUCCUGUUGCUGCCCCUACAGACAGCACCACCAAAGCCAUGGUGACUGAGAUGAGCAUCGGGGAGGAGGAUUUCCAGCAGCUGCAGGCCCAAGAAGGGGUGGCCGUCACUUUCUGCCUCAAGGAAUUCCGGGGGCUUCUGAGCUUCGCUGAGUCAGCGAACUUGCCUCUCAGCGUUUACUUUGAUGCCCCAGGCAGGCCAGCCAUCUUUGCCAUUGAGGACUCUCUGCUGGAUGGCCACUUUGUCCUGGCCACACUCUCAGAGUCAGCCCUGCACCCCCAGGACCCGCAUGCCCUGGAGCUUCAGCGGCUGCAGCCAGCGCCUCCACUUCAGGCUCACAGCACACCCCACCUGGACGACGACUUUGCCGUUGACGACAUUGACUCUUAUAUGAUCGCCAUGGAAACCACCGUGAGCAGUGAGGGCUCAAGGGUGCUGCCCUCCACCUCCCUUUCACUUGGCCUCCAGCCCCCCAGCAGCCCUGGCCCCUACUCAGAGGAGGAAGAUGACGCCGAGCCCAGCACAGUGCCUGGGACUCCCCCACCCAAGAAGUUCCGCUCGCUGUUCUUUGGCUCCAUCCUGGCCCCUGCACACUCUCCCCAGGGCCCCAGCCCUGUGCUGGCUGAAGACAGUGAGGGUGAAGGCUGAGCUGGGAAGUCUGUGUUAUGAGGACUGGACCAGAGGAAGGCCCGGCCUCCCCAUCUCCCAGCACCAGCCGGGACCAGGGCCAGCUCUCCUCCUUGGUGGGUGGUCAAGGUGGGCUGUGCUGGAGCUGAGCUGGCUGGUCCUGCUGCCUCCCCCAAGCCCUGUCUGGCUCUCCAUGACUGGCCUGGGUCCUGUCGUCUCCUUUCAGCCCCCAAUCAUGUAUGUUCCCAGGGAGGUCCCUCACCUCCUAAUCCAACCGUGUGGGCAGGGCUGAGGGCCUGCCUUCUCUAAGCCCACCUCCCUAAGAAAAAAAAUCAUAGUGGGGCUGCUGGCCCCUGCUGAUCUACCUUACUUGCCAAUCAUGACCUGUCCCUCAAAUCCUGGGCACACCUCUGGGAUCCCCCGUGGCUGGCACACAGUGCUUUGCUCGCUCUCCUCAAAUUCUCUGGCCCUGGCUUGGAAAUUCCAAGGGCCCCUGUGGGCCUGAGCAUGUGGCUGGGGUUUCCCUGGCUGGGGCCCCUUCCCAGCAAGCCUCCCAAGUGGCUCUGGGCAGAAGGGUUGCCAGGCCCAGUGUUUGGGACAAUGGAGACAGAGGCCAUGGAGAGAAUCCAGCU
Messenger RNA from Hippopotamus amphibius kiboko, 5863 nucleotides. It is a transcript of the gene RAD9A, whose product is annotated as RAD9 checkpoint clamp component A. Bases 3978 to 5252 code for a protein of 424 amino acids. Gene Ontology annotation, cellular component: checkpoint clamp complex. NCBI's taxonomy places the organism in Eukaryota, Metazoa, Chordata, Mammalia, Artiodactyla, Hippopotamidae. The transcript has 15 exons. The record is from RefSeq and is a predicted model, not a curated record. Gene Ontology annotation, biological process: mitotic intra-S DNA damage checkpoint signaling; DNA repair; cellular response to ionizing radiation.